AUGAACUUCGGGAUUGACAGAAUGACACGCUCGCAUAAAGUCAAUGAUCGUGAUCACUCUGGCGCCCAGGAUACAACGGCAGCUCCUAACGAGAAUAUACCCCGCUAUUUUGGUAAAUCCGGUCCUAUCGAUGCCGACCCUCGGAAGACCAAGAAAAACGGUGGAGGUAAAGGAAACUGGGGUCGUUCGGGCGAAGAAGUCCAUGACUACGAAUAUAGCUUCAUGAAUAGCCGGCGUCACUCGAAUAGCAGCAUCCAGGGCAUGGCAGGCUUCAAGACCAAAUUCGAAACAGUCGAGCCGGAACCUGUCUUUGAAGAGGACUUGCAUGGACCUUCGACUGAAAACACCAUCGAUGAGGCCCCUGUAGCCAAGAUUGACAGUGUCAGUAGCGGCAAUACUGGUAGUGUUGAGGCCGAGAAAGUUGCUGACCAGAACUCCGCGGUGAACUGA
Messenger RNA from Aspergillus mulundensis, 450 nucleotides. RefSeq lists its product as uncharacterized. Lineage: Eukaryota; Fungi; Ascomycota; Eurotiomycetes; Eurotiales; Aspergillaceae. Bases 1 to 450 code for a protein of 149 amino acids. The transcript has 3 exons. The record is from RefSeq and is a predicted model, not a curated record.